AUGUCGUCCAUCAGUUACCUCAGACGCUCACCAUCCACGGGAAGCGAGCCCGAGAUGGAAAGCACGACCGAUUUUUCGUCCACAUCAGAAAGCAGCGACAACCCGUCCGAAACCAGCAGCGACCGCGAGUUUGUCGUGUCCGAUACAGAAACGUUGUCACGACGUUCAUUCAGUGACUACUCAACCGAGAACGGCAUCAGCGACAGUGCCGAUGACAUAUCUAUAGGAAGCCCUCAUAUCCACCGCUUCAGGCCGAUCAAAGUCUUGGUGAAGAGAUCGGUCAAUCGGACGGACCGGCCACGACCCAAUAUCUGGUCCUAUGGUGUUCCCGGGAGGACACGGACAGGAUUGCCAGUCCUGAGCGAGGCGUGCUUACGGUGCAAUCCCGCGAGUAGAUUUUUUGAAUGCAUAGUCUGCAGUAUUGUUCUUUCCAAUGCCACCUCCACACCAUUCCCUAUGGACGAAACGACAUCUACAUACACAUCCGGCCUUCUCGAGAAGAAGAGAUCAUAG
Messenger RNA from Aspergillus calidoustus, 513 nucleotides. Lineage: Eukaryota; Fungi; Ascomycota; Eurotiomycetes; Eurotiales; Aspergillaceae. The record is from the annotation of a GenBank genome assembly.